GACGAUCUCCCGGCGGGCUGUGCGGCCCGGGUCUGGCGCCUGUGAGUGCCACGUCCCAAGUGCUACGCGGAGCCGGCGGUGCGCGAGGGCGGGAGCAGCGCAGAGCCGGCUUGGCCGCACUGAUCGCCCGCCGCCAUGGGCUCCUCGCAGAGCGUCGAGAUCCCAGGCGGCGGCACGGAGGGCUACCACGUCCUGCGGGUACAAGAAAACUCCCCAGGACAUAGAGCUGGACUGGAGCCUUUCUUUGACUUUAUUGUUUCUAUUAACGGUUCAAGAUUAAAUAAAGACAAUGACACGCUUAAGGAUCUGCUGAAAGCCAAUGUUGAAAAGCCUGUAAAGAUGCUCAUCUAUAGCAGCAAAACCCUAGAGCUUCGAGAGACCUCAGUCACACCAAGCAACAUGUGGGGCGGCCAGGGCUUGUUGGGAGUGAGCAUCCGUUUCUGCAGCUUUGAUGGGGCCAAUGAGAAUGUUUGGCAUGUGCUGGAAGUAGAAUCAAACUCUCCCGCGGCACUGGCAGGACUUAGACCUCACAGUGAUUAUAUAAUUGGAGCCGAUACAGUCAUGAAUGAGUCUGAAGACUUGUUCAGCCUUAUUGAAACACAUGAGGCAAAGCCCCUGAAGCUCUAUGUGUACAACACGGACACUGAUAACUGUCGAGAGGUGGUAAUUACACCAAAUUCUGCCUGGGGUGGAGAAGGCAGCUUAGGGUGUGGUAUUGGCUACGGUUAUUUGCAUCGAAUACCUACGCGCCCAUUUGAAGAGGGGAAGAAAAUUUCUCUUCCAGGACAAAUGACUGGCACACCUAUUACUCCUCUUAAGGAUGGGUUUACAGAGGUCCAGCUGUCCUCUGUCAGUCCCCCAUCUUUGUCACCAGCAGGAACUACAGGAAUCGAACAGAGUCUGUCUGGACUUUCUGUUAGUUCAAAUCCACCAGCUGUCAGCAAUGUUCUCAGUACAGGUGUACCAACAGUACCAUUGUUACCACCACAAGUAAACCAAUCCCUUGCUUCCGUGCCACCAAUGAACCCAGCUACCACAUUACCGAGUCUGAUGCCUUUGCCAGCAGGACUGCCAACCCUCCCCAAUCUCCCAAGCCUCCCUAACUUCAACCUCCCUGCCCCUCACAUCAUGCCAGGGGUCGGCUUGCCAGAGCUUGGGAACCCAGGUCUGCCACCUCUUCCCGCACUGCCUCCCCGAAACUUAACUGGCAUUGCACCUCUCCCCAUGCCGUCUGAGUUCCUCCCGUCAUUCCCUUUGGUUCCAGAGGGCUCUUCUCCAGCCAAUGCAGGGGAGCCACUGUCUUCCCUUCCUGCCACCGGCAUCCCAGCUUCUGACCCUGUUACUACUACUGCAAAGGCAGAUGCUGCCUCCUCCCUCACUGUGGAUAUGACGACCCCAACUUCCAAGGUCCCCACCACUGUUGAGGACAGAGCCAGCGACUCUACCCUAGCCAGCGAGAAGUCUGUUUCUGCAGUUACGGAUGCAAAUGCUUCUGAGUCAUCUUAACUCAGAACCGAUCUUCAGAAUCGGCGUGGGCUAUUUAACUGCGGGAUCGCAUCUGGAAUCUCAAACUAUCGUUGAUUUCAUACUAGUUUGUACCAUAUCUGUAGGCGUCCUGUACAUAAUUCUAAGGGGAAAGUACACAAGAGGCCAAAGGCUUAUCUCCUUUGGAUGGGCCCAUGGCCACAAAGGGGAAUGUGAGAAAGUGCUUAUAUUUUAAACAACCAAAAAGAAUUCUAAGGGUGACUUGCUGCCAGGCAUCCACUGCCAUUCUGGCGUGUACAUCUUUGGGAAAGGAGAUGGCAGGGUGCCUGCUAGGUCCCCGUCCCCCUGCUACUCCUAAGAAAAUGAAAUACUUUAUGCCUAGUGCCCACAUGCAACAUUUCUUGUACUUUGUAAAUUGUUUGCAAGAAUGCAGACCACCUCACUAAACUGUAAAAGAAAAAGAGAAUUUACUUUUGGUCUCUGUGAGUCGCAUCUUUAUUAAGGUUUACAUAAAAAAUUCCAGUUGAAGAUGUUUGUUAAAGUUACACAAUGUGCACUAUUAAUUGGACAUCUUUUUAUUCUGCCUAUACACAGAUCCUUGUGUUGCACUCUCAGAAUUGCUCAGACAAUAUUUUGUAACUGCUGCUGUUGCUUUAUACGCCCACCAUAAGAUGGCAUUUAAAGAAAAAUAAAGGAGAUACUGCAGUUUUAAACCAGAAAGUAGCACUCUGUGGCUACAUAACAGCUAUACUGAGAGAGCACAGAUACAGCAAUAAAUUAGUCAUUUUACUUUUC
This is a messenger RNA of Nannospalax galili (Upper Galilee mountains blind mole rat), 2280 nucleotides long. It is a transcript of the gene Gorasp2, whose product is annotated as golgi reassembly stacking protein 2. The coding region runs from base 136 to 1506 and encodes 456 amino acids. Gene Ontology annotation, cellular component: Golgi apparatus. Gene Ontology annotation, biological process: Golgi organization. The record is from RefSeq and is a predicted model, not a curated record. NCBI's taxonomy places the organism in Eukaryota, Metazoa, Chordata, Mammalia, Rodentia, Spalacidae. Gene Ontology annotation, molecular function: protein binding. The transcript has 10 exons.